UUAUUUUAUCGAACGUCGAGUUAACCUUCUUAGAACUUGUGGCCGAGUUUGCUUUCGUCCGUAAAAUUUAUUUGUGAACAAUAGUCUUGUCAUCAUGCUUCGUCAGACAAGCAACUUGGUCACGUUGGCUGCAGGAGCAGUCCAACAACAACAGCAACAACGUGGUAUGGCAACAUUAAAAUCAAUUUCAAUUCGUUUGAAAUCAGUAAAGAACAUCCAAAAAAUUACCCAAUCUAUGAAGAUGGUGUCAGCAGCAAAAUAUAAUCAUGCUGAACGUGAUUUAAAACAAGCAAGACCUCUAGGUCAGGGAACUAAAAUUUUUUACGAACAAGCUGAAAUCCAAGCACCGGAAAAUGAACCUAAACAAUUGGUAAUUGCUGUUACAAGUGAUCGAGGUUUAUGUGGUGCUGUACACAGCGGUGUGUCACGUAAUAUUCGUGAUAAAUUAUUAGCUGAUCAAAAUCUUCGUGAAAAUACUAAAAUAAUAUGCAUUGGUGAUAAAUCACGAGCUAUUUUAUCACGAUUGUUUGCUAAAAAUAUUCUUUUUGUUGCAUCUGAAGUUGGCCGUAAGCCUCCAACUUUCACUGAUGCUUCCAAAGUUGCUGCUAUGAUUUUAAGUUCAGAAUACACUUUUGGAUCUGGACGCAUAGUUUACAACAGAUUUAGGUCAGUUGUUUCAUAUGUAGUUGACCAAUUGCCACUAUUCGAUAAAUCUGCUGUAAUAAGUGCACCUAAGCUAUCAGUUUAUGAUUCUCUUGAUGAGGAUGUAAUCCAGAGUUAUUUGGAAUUUUCACUUGCCUCAUUGCUAUUUUAUUCAAUGAAAGAAGGUGCAUGCAGUGAACAGUCAAGCAGAAUGACUGCUAUGGAUAAUGCUAGUAAGAAUGCUGGUGAAAUGAUUGAUAAACUCACUUUAACAUUCAAUCGUACUCGUCAAGCUGUUAUUACCAGAGAGCUUAUUGAAAUUAUUUCUGGAGCUGCUGCUUUGGAUUAAACAUCUUGUUAUUUGGACACUAAUUUUUAUAGUCUGCGAAGUUGGCAAGUGAUUAUUAUUCACUAUUAAUAUUCGUAAAAAUUAUAAAAUUGAAACGAAAAAUGAAAAACAAACCAAUAGAAAUAAAUUAUCUUGUUUCUUCA
Molecule: messenger RNA, 1134 nt
Organism: Microplitis demolitor
Lineage: Eukaryota; Metazoa; Arthropoda; Insecta; Hymenoptera; Braconidae
Gene: ATPsyngamma
Product: ATP synthase subunit gamma, mitochondrial
Exons: 3
Coding region: 95-991 (298 amino acids)
Biological process (GO): proton motive force-driven ATP synthesis
Molecular function (GO): proton-transporting ATP synthase activity, rotational mechanism
Source: RefSeq, a predicted model, not a curated record